Messenger RNA from Sceloporus undulatus (fence lizard), 4042 nucleotides. It is a transcript of the gene AXIN1, whose product is annotated as axin 1. Gene Ontology annotation, biological process: negative regulation of canonical Wnt signaling pathway. Bases 232 to 2946 code for a protein of 904 amino acids. NCBI's taxonomy places the organism in Eukaryota, Metazoa, Chordata, Lepidosauria, Squamata, Phrynosomatidae. The record is from RefSeq and is a predicted model, not a curated record. The transcript is spliced from 11 exons.
CCGGAGAUGGGGGCCCUGCGCCCCCUCGGUCCUCCCGCGGGACCCGCCGCCCCGCCGUCCCCGGGGCCCCCGCCACCGCCGCUGCGUCCCCCGGGGCCCCUCCGGAGCCGCCUCCAGGCCCCGGGCCACCGCCGCCGGCGUUGCCUGUCCCUCUGGGGGCCCUGAGAGUCCGGACGCUCUUCUGCUCUCGCUCCGCUGCCAGGAAGCACUGCCUCUGCUGCCGCCACCAAGAUGAGCGUCGAGGGCCAAGAGUUCGCCCUGGAUCUCGGGGCCAGCUUCACGGAGGACGCCCCUCGGCCGCCGGUCCCCGGGGAGGAAGGCGAGCUGGUUCCCUUGGAGCCCCGGCCGGCAGGCCAGGGCUUCUACUGCGGGAAAGGCGAUGCCCUGAAGGCGGCGGAGGCCCCUGGGGCCACCCCACGGAGGCCCGACCUGGACCUGGGCUACGAACCCGAGGGCAGCGCCUCCCCCACGCCCCCCUACCUGCGCUGGGCCGGCUCCCUGCACUCCCUGCUGGACGACCAGGACGGCAUCCACCUCUUCCGGACCUUCCUGAAGCAGGAGGGCUGCGCGGACCUGCUGGACUUCUGGUUCGCCUGCAGCGGCUUCCGGAAGCUGGAGCCCUGCGAGUCCAACGAGGAGAAGCGGCUGAAGCUGGCCAAGGCCAUCUACAAGAAGUACGUUCUGGACGGCCAGGGGAUCGUCUCCCGGCAGAUCAAGCCAGCCACCAAGAGCUUCAUCAAGGACUGCGUGCUGAAGCAGCUGAUCGACCCGGCCGUCUUCGACCAGGCCCAGACCGAGAUCCAGUCCACCAUCGAGGAGAACUCCUACCCGCUCUUCCUCAAGUCAGACAUCUACCUGGAGUAUACCAGGACGGGUGGGGAGAGCCCCAAGGCCUAUGGCGACCAGAGCCCGGGCUCUGGGGCGGGGAAGGGUCUCCCGGGCUAUUUGCCCACCCUCAACGAGGACGAGGAGUGGAAGUGCGACCAGGAGGCCGAGGAGGGAGGGGGCCCGCUGGGUCUGGCGGUGGGGGCUGCCCCCCGGGACUCUCUGCCCUCUGGCCGGCUCACCCAGAAGCUGCUCCUGGAGACGGCCACCCAGCGGGCUGCCUCCUGCCCCUCUCCUUCGGCCACUGCUGCCACGACCGCCUCCCGGCGAUACAGCGAGGGAAGAGAGUUCAGGCACGGACCCUGGAGGGAGCCGGUCCAUCCCUACUAUGUCAACACGGGCUAUGCCCUGGCUCCAGCCACCAGCGCCAAUGACAGCGAGCAGCACAGCAUGUCCAGUGACGCAGACACCAUGUCGCUGACCGACAGCAGCGUAGACGGGAUCCCUCCGUACCGACUCCGGAAGCAGCAUCGCAGAGAAAUGCAAGAAAGUGCCAAAGCAAAUGGACGUGUGCCUCUACCUCACAUUCCUCGUACUUACCGAAUGCCAAAGGAUAUCCACGUUGAACCACAGAAGUUUGCUGCUGAGCUGAUCAACCGGCUGGAGGAGGUCCUGAGGGACCGGGAGGCGGAAGCCAAGUUGGAGGAGCGCCUGAAGCGUGUGCGCGCGGAAGAAGAAGGCGAGGAGGCAGACCUCCCUUCGGGGCCCUCCCUAGGGAGCCACAAGGUACCCCCUGCUCAGCUCCUGCCCCACUUCGCCCCCCGCUACGCCGAGAUGACACUGAGGGAUGCCCAUGAGGAGAAUCCUGAGACCAUUCUCGACGAGCAUGUCCAGCGGGUCAUGAAGACACCAGGCUGCCAGUCUCCCAAGCCCCACUCCCCGGACAGUGGCCCAGUGGCCCCCGGCAAGCUCCAUGGUCUGACGGGGGGCCUGGUCUCACUAGGGCACAGCAAGCACCAUGCGGCCAAGACUGGGCUCAAGUUGGAGGGUGCUGGCCUCUACCACCACAAGCACGUCUACCACCACGUGGUCCACCACCAUGGCUCCAUUAAGCCCAAAGAGCUACCGCCUCCACUAGGCGAGGCUGAAUCCCCUGGCCAGCGUGGGCCUGGCCCUUUUGGCUGGGGGCUAGAAGCCACCCAUGGCUCUGUCCCCAAGCCACGCCUCUACGGGGAAAACAUGUGCCUGGCCCCUGGACCCCUGGACCCCAUGGCAUACAGUGGGAAAGCCGGUCUCCUCUCCAAGCGCAACAUUAAGAAAGGCGAGGUGGGGAAGGGUGACGGUGGCGGAGGGGCCGGCUAUGAGGUGCCUGGCUCCCCAGAGGAUGUGGAGAGGAACCAGAAGAUCAUGCAGUGGAUCAUUGAAGGCGAGAAGGAGAUCAGCCGGCACAAGAAGACAAGCCACAGCUCUUCCAGUGCCAAGAAGCAGCUGGGCCAUGACCUGCCACGACCAGCAUCUGUUGAGCGGCCCGUUGCCCUCCACCCCUGGGUCAGUGCGCAGCUGCGGAAUGUGGUGCAACCCUCGCACCCCUUCAUCCAGGACCCCACCAUGCCUCCCAACCCUGCCCCUAACCCACUGACUCAGCUGGAGGAAGCCCGGCGACGGCUGGAGGAAGAGGAGAAGCGGACUGGGAAGCUGCCAGGCAAACAGCGGUAUGUUCAAGAGGUCAUCCAGCGUGGCCGCUCCUCUGUCAGGCCCGCCUGUAUGCCAGUGCUGAAUGUGGUGCCCGCCGUCUCCGACCUGGACCUCUCCGAGUCCGAGGGGAAGAGUCAGAAGAAGCCGGGUGGAUCCACCACGUCCGCCCAGCCCUGCGAGAACAUUGUGGUGGCCUACUACUUCUGCGGGGAGCCCAUCCCCUACCGCACCUUGGUCAAGGGCCGCGUGGUCUCCCUGGGACAGUUCAAGGAGCUGCUCACCAAGAAAGGGAACUACAGGUAUUACUUCAAGAAAGUGAGUGACGAGUUUGACUGCGGCGUGGUCUUUGAAGAGGUGCGAGAGGACGAGGCCGUCCUUCCCAUCUUUGAAGAGAAGAUCAUUGGGAAGGUGGAAAAAAUCGACUAGCCUGGAGUGAGGCCAGGAGCAGUGCAGGGGUGGGGGCAUGGGGAGCCUUGUGAGAGGGACCCUCCUGCCCCCCUCUUCUUGGGGAGAGGGUGCCGCAGAGUGGGGCUGCCCUCUUUGGUACUGCCUCUAAUGAAAGCUCUCAGUGGAGAAGAUCUGACACUGAAUUGUCUCAGCUAAAUUGGCCCCUUACUUCCAGAAUUAGCUGGGGAGGGAGGAGUGAGCAAGUGGGGGUCUGUAUUUGCUCCAUGUGCCUGCCGUGAGCACCCCCCCCCCAGGGGCUUGGACAUUUUGUCCCCCUCCCCUUUGGGUUUCUUAGGUGUAUGUCCCUGAUUGCCCCAGCCUUCCAGAGUUACCUGAGCUUUGAUCAGGGCUCAAGGAGUUUCUGCACGUUGCUCGGUCCUUUUCUAGUUUGGGGGAGUUUGGGCAGGGAUUGAGGGCGGCCCCCCCCCCCACCCAGCCAGCCACUUGGUCCCAGGGUUCUUGGUGUGGUCUGUAGGCAGUUCCCCACCCCCUUGGCCAGAGCUGUCCUGUGUAUGGUGGGUAUGCCCUUUCCUUCCUCCGAUCGGGGGCUUCCUGCCCCCAUUUCUCAAGUUCUCCCCUGCAGGAAUUUGGGUUGAGGGUCUCACUGCUGUAUCUCCCCACCUCGUUCUGCUGCUGCUGCUGCCUUGGCUGGGUCUCAUGGCAGCCCCUUGCACUGGAGGGGUGCAGGGGGCGGAAGACUGGACUGUGGCCAGGCUGCCCACUAGAGCCCCCUCCUUGCCUGCUCAUCACUGAGUGCCUUCGAACCACACCACUCUCCUCUGUUUUGGUCCCAAGAGGCUGACAGACAGUUGCCUCUCUUCUGGGGCUCUGCUUGGGGUCCCCACCCAAAGGGAUUUUUAAUGCACCUGGCUUGGCUGUUGUGGGUCCCUCGUUUCCCUUUUUUUCUGAAGGGGGCUCAAUUGUAAAUAUGUACAUUUUAUAAGCGAAGUGUUGGCUGCCAGCAGUGGGGCGAUUCACAGCUGGUGCCUCCGGGACAUUUUUCACACCUUGUACAAUUUAUCUUUUGAAAGGUACUUGGAUAAUAAUUAUGGAAUAAAACCCUAUGUUCAAAUGA